Messenger RNA from Bursaphelenchus okinawaensis, 2112 nucleotides. NCBI's taxonomy places the organism in Eukaryota, Metazoa, Nematoda, Chromadorea, Rhabditida, Aphelenchoididae. The record is from the annotation of a GenBank genome assembly.
AUGGUAAGUCGUGUAACACUUUUGAUCUUUUUUGGUUUUAGUUGUACAAUAACGUUGAGAAUAGUUAAGAUUUAACAAGGGCUAAUAUUGGCAAAGUUUGAAAUAAAAUUUGGGUGUUGUUACCUAAAUUUGAUGUAGCUUAAAAUUAAGUUGUCGGAUUAGAUUAAAAUUUCGUUUGUACGUCGAUUUCUUAAUUAUGAAGACGUACGUAAAGUUUUGUAUAAUUUUAUUUUACCAAUUUGGAGAAAAUGCAUUUUUAGUAACGUUUGUAGAGUAACAUCUGAAUUUUGCCUACAUUGAUUUUUAAAGACUAGAUGACUUUAACUUAUAAAUUUAUAAGUCUAGGCAUUUUUUACAUUUUUGCUUCUAUAAUUUUUAAAUAAAAAUAUGCUUUUCUUAAGAUAGAUGCCUAGAAAUGAGAUUAUCACAAGCUUUGAAACACUUUACUGCGGUAAGUGUGCUGUUGCUUUCGUAUUUCCUGUACCAAAAGCUGAAGUCAUAUUAUUCUAUGCAGGCCGUAGCCACAUUCGUCGACGAAACCAUCAAGUACCCGUUGAAGCUGAUCGAGAAGACCAAAGUCUCUCCGGAUUCCUAUGUCUUCCGAUUUGAAUUACCUUCGGCCAAACACAUUCACGGGCUGAAGCCACAUCAACAUGUACGACUACAUGCCAACGUUAAUGGAGAAGAGAUCUCGAGAAAGAUGACGCCGAUCAGUGACAAUGAGAUCUACGGGUAUAUGGAUCUGCUGAUCAAGGUCUAUGACAAGACUGACCAAUAUCCAGAUGGUGGUCUCUUUACUCAGCAUUUAGACACUUUAAAGAUUGGUAAGUUAACUGGUUUUUUUUGUACUUCUAAUUAUGGCAUUUCUUAUGACAAGGAAAGUACCCUACCUGUCCGCUCAGAAUCAGCUCAAAAUUUCUAUAUGAAUUCUUUGUACCACCAAUGGUACCCAUAAAAAAUUUUAGCUCGCGCUCUUGAGGUUUAAAUUUAAAUUAUUUGGGUACCCCGCCAAUUUGGCAUUGUGUUUCAAGCACUUUUUCGGCUUUCCAGACAAGAUACGCUUACAAAUUUAAAAAUGUAGGUUUAUUUAAAGGUUUUCUACUAGUAUAUCAAAGAAAAAUUAUUAAAAGUCAAAACCUGACAGAGUUACAAGCUUGAAACACAAUGCCAAGUUGGCGGAAAAUUCAAAAUGGCAUUUUUUAAUCUCGAUUUUCUCGUGAUUUCCUGGAAAGCGCGAUUUAGUACUUUGCUGAAGAUCUUAUAUUUACAUGAUCUUUCUAUAUAAAAAGUUUGAAAUCAAUCAGAGCGGGGCAGGUCGGGCACUUUCCUUGUGAAUUAACAAUUUAUUAACUUAUUUUAACUGAAGUAAUAAUACCUUAUUAUAGGUGAAGACUUGAUCAUGUCAGGACCAGUUCACAAGCUUUACUACGAAGGCGAGGGUCAGUUUGCAGGAAGGAAAGUGAAACAUUUGGCCGGCCGAAAGUUCAAAAACAUAAUUUUAAUUGGCGGAGGAACCGGUAUUACUCCAUUGUGGCAAAUCUUGGCUCACAGUCUAAAAUACGAUAAGGAAGAUAUAAAUGUGUGGCUGUUGUUUGCCAACAGGACGCCUAAGGACGUUUUAAUGAAGUAAGUUAGUUUAUUAAUAGUAGUUUACAGGUUUUGGGAGCUUUUCUUAGUUUUUUUGGGCGAAAGUUAUGUUUGGGUAAAGUUUUCCUUUUUUGGGUCGACUUUUCCGCUGAUUAGGUAAUGAUGGAGAAAAAGUUUUAAAAACACUGUAAAUUAGCAAUUUUAGACUUAUGUUGUUCUUUGUUUGUUUUUUUGUAUACAUUUUUUAAACUAACGAGUUAUUCAUGUUGAACUUGUUUUAGAAAGGAGUUGGACGCUCUGGCAGCGGCCUAUCCUCGCUUCCAUGUCUGGUACACUGUCUCGACCCCAGACGAAGGCUGGCCAUAUUCAGUAGGAUACAUUACGAAGGAGAUGAUAGCUACACAUUUACCAAAACCAUCAGAUGACACGAUAACAAUCGUGGUGGGACCUCCGCCAAUGAAGCGAGAAGCUGUUUUUCCUGCCCUCGAGGCAUUGGGCUUUAAGGACGAGCUUAUUGUACGAUAA